Messenger RNA from Ustilaginoidea virens, 1710 nucleotides. RefSeq lists its product as uncharacterized. The transcript has a single exon. The record is from RefSeq and is a predicted model, not a curated record. NCBI's taxonomy places the organism in Eukaryota, Fungi, Ascomycota, Sordariomycetes, Hypocreales, Clavicipitaceae. Bases 1 to 1710 code for a protein of 569 amino acids.
AUGGGGCCAUUAUUCGGGCUUUUUUCGAUAGCAGCCGUCGCAGAUGCAUCCAUCGUGAAACUAUACUGGACAACCACGGCCUCGACGGUUCCAUGUGAAGACAAGACAUUGUGUGGUGUCCAGGGACCAGACGGGCCCUGGCAGGCUGUACUGGCUCAUGUCGGCACUCCUGGAAACCAGACGAGAGUGGCGCUGUAUCCCGCCGUGCACUACAGCAGCGAAAUAUUGGGAGCGGCCGGCGGAGGACGAUACAAUCCCGUCGGCUCGGGGCCGGGGCCGGGGCCGGGGCCGGCUAACCAGCAGCACGACCUCUUUGGCGACGGCCUGCAGGAUUACGACGCGGCCUCGACCUUUAUCCCAGCCACAUCCCGGGGGGAAAAGUUUUUCGACUUGCUGACUCUGCCGGCCCUCGGGGGCGGUCCGUAUCCCAAGGCCAACACCACACUGAGUGUCGCCAGCAAUUGGUCCGUUGCGCUUCACUCGGGAUCGAGCUACACACCAAAGAUUGGAACGCUGGGGUUGUCGCCCGUUGUCAACAAGCAGGCGGGGAAUGCCCACGGAGCCGAGCUUAUCCACCAGCUCAAGGCCGUGGGCAGGAUUCCGUCGCAAUCCUUCGGUCUUCACAUCGGAAGCGCGGGCUUGGGCCAGAGUGGAUCGCUGAUCCUCGGCGGUUACGAGCAGAACAGAGCACUGGGCGACGUCGCGGUGAGCAACAUCAACAACAACUUUGCGAGAGUCUUCCUCGUCGACUUGCAGCUGGGCAUCCAGGUCGGGGGCUCGCCGUUCCUGGACGCCAGCAUCACCAAAACGCAACCGAAGAGCGUGUGGCAGGGUCCCACGGGAAGUGCGGGCGAGAUCACCAAGUCGUUCGGAGGGUCGCGAGGCUCGGCAAUCAUGACGCUGAAUGCCUUGUCGCCGUCCAUCUACCUCCCCGCCGGCAACUGCGAGGCAAUUGCGCAACAUCUCCCCGUCAUCUGGCGCGGAGAUCUGGGAUACUACGGAUAUUUCAUCUGGAACGAGAGUGACGCGCAGUAUGAGCGCAUCGUCCGCUCGCCAGGCUACCUGGCCUUCACCUUUUCCGACCGGUCCGCAAAGAACGUGACCAUCAAGCUGCCGUUUGCGCUGCUGAACCUCAAGCUCGAGCCUCCGAUUGUCGAGACGCCGAUGCGCUAUUUCCCGUGCGCAUCCAUGGGCCAAAACCAGACUUUCUGGCAACUGGGCAGGGCCUUCCUGCAGGGGGCCUUUCUCGGGCUCAACUUUGACAGCGGGGUUAGUUUUUUGGCGCAGGCGCCAGGGCCGGACUCUGAGCAAUCGGUUGCUCAAGAGAUGGGUGUCAACGACGAGAGCAUACAGACGAAUCCGAUUUCCUCGUUUGAAAAGACGUGGGAAUCGCACUGGACGGUGCUGCCCGAGGCCGGACCUCGAUCUGAGGGGGGCGGCCGGAUUGCCGGGAUUGUGCUUGGGAGCUGUGUAGCUGUGGCGUCGGUGACGGCGAGUUUCCUCUGCUGGAGGAGACGCGGCAGAAGCGACGAUGACGGGGACGAUGAUAACAAGCACAACGGUGGUGAUAAUGAUGUGGUGAGCGACUCGGAGAAGACGCCGACUGUUUAUGAAGUGGCGGGGACUGAGGUGCCUCUGGAGCUGGGGGUUCCCUCGGUCGUGCAUGAACUGCCGUUACGCCAGCCGAGGUUUUCGUGGGAGGUGACGUGA